Molecule: messenger RNA, 825 nt
Organism: Coturnix japonica (Japanese quail)
Lineage: Eukaryota; Metazoa; Chordata; Aves; Galliformes; Phasianidae
Source: RefSeq, a predicted model, not a curated record
AACCCACAGAUUUUACCCCAAAUCUCACAUAAAAACUCUCUUUUUUACCCCAUUUCCAACCCCACUUUCUCCCCCGACCCCAAUUUCUGUGUUUUUUACCCCAAAAAAAGCCUGCGGGCGUCUCGUGUGCUGCUGGUCGGGCUCCGUGGGCUCGGGGCCGAGGUGGCCAAGAACCUGAUCCUGGCUGGGGUCAAAGGGCUCACAAUGAUGGAUCAUCAGCAGGUGUCUCCUGAGGACACACGGGCACAAUUCCUGGUUCCUGCUGGUUCUGUGGGUCGUAAUAGGGCCGAGGCGUCGCUGGAACGGGCCCAGAACCUCAACCCUAUGGUGGAUGUCAAGGCCGACCCCGAAAACGUCGAGAGCAAACCCGAAGCUUUCUUCACCCAAUUCGAUGCUGUGUGUGUGACCGGCUGCUCGCGGGACGCCAUGAUGAGAAUCGACCACAUCUGCCACCAAAACGGGAUCAAGUUCUUUGCGGGCGACGUCUUUGGUUAUCACGGUUACACCUUCGCGGACCUGGGGGAGCACGACUUCGUCGAGGAGAAAACCAAAGUGACCAAAGCCAACAACCCUACAGUAGACGAUGGACCCGGAGCCAAGAGGGCGAAGGUGGAUCCCAAUGAGACCACAAUGGUGAAAAAGCGCAUCCAUUUCUGCCCAUUGAAGGACGCUCUCAACCUGGAUUGGAACAACGAGCAGAUCCAGGCAGCAAUGAAACGAACCAGCCCCGACUUCUUCCUGCUACAAGGUCAGACCAACACCCAACAACCCCCACACCCAUCAACAACACACACACCAACACACCCCCCCCCAAAAGGGAGAGAG